AACCCUAACAAUGGCGACUCCUGUCAAGCAAUUCUGUGAAGUGGACCCCAUUGUCUGGAAAGGAUGCGCUGGUUCAUUCGUUCAGAUUCCUUCUGUCGGUUCUAGGGUCUACUAUUUUCCUCAAGGCCAUGCCGAGCAAUCAUCUUCACUCCCAUCUCUUUCUCCGUUGGUCUAUUCCAAACCGGCAAUCCUUUGCCGAGUCGCCGCCGUUAGAUUCCUUGCUAAUCAUGACAAUGACGAGGUCUUCGCUAGUCUAUGGCUCGCGCCUAUUAACGGUUCCAGUAACGUCCAAGACGGCGGCGGCGGCGGAGGAGGAGGCGGCGAUGGGGAAUGUGAAUCCGUUGCUGACGGAGAUAAGAUGGUGGAGUCAUUCACUAAGGUAUUAACGCAGUCGGACGCGAAUAACGGCGGAGGUUUCUCGGUGCCGAGGUAUUGCGCGGACUCGAUAUUUCCGACGUUGAACUAUGAUGACGAUCCGCCUGUGCAGACGGUUUCGUUUACUGAUGUUCAAGGGAUUGUUUGGAAAUUUCGCCAUAUAUUUAGAGGUACGCCUCGUCGGCAUUUGCUGACGACUAACUGGAGUAAGUUUGUGAACUGUAAGAAUUUGACUGCUGGUGAUUCUGUUGUAUUUAUGAGGAAGAAGAAUACGGAUGAGCUUUAUGUUGGGAUUCGUAGAUCAUUCCGGUCGAAUCCUCACUAUGGCGAGAGGUGGAAUAAUAAUUACCCUGUUAUGGGUGGUGGUGGUGAUGGUUCGGUCAAAUUGAAUGGAGAUGGAUGUGAAAAUGGCGGCCAUGAUGUGGCGUUGAAGAAGAAGAAUUCGGGGUUUUCGAGGAUAAAUAUGGGGAUGGUUUUGCCUGAGUCUGUUGCGGAGGCUGCGGAGUUGGCAGCUGAGGGCAUGCCUUUCGAAGUUAUGUAUUAUCCAAGGGCUGGCCGUUCUGAGUUUGUGGUGAAGGCUGAGUUGGUGGAAGAGUCUCUUCGCUUGUACUGGGCCGGAGGAACAAGAGUGAAGAUGGCUGUUGAGACGGAGGAUUCAUCCAAGAUGAGAUGGUGUCAGGGGACGGUUUUAUCUGUGGUGUAUGAUGAUUGUCCAUGGAGUGGCUCUCCAUGGAGGAUCCUUCAGGUUGAAUGGGAUAAACCAGAUGUCCUGCAUAAAGUGAACAGAGUAAGCCCUUGGCAGGUGGAAUACGUUCUGCCCACGCCGGCAUUGCAUUCCACCACUCUCCCCCCAGCUAAGAAAUGCAGGUUUCCUCUGUAUUGUGAAUCACAAGUAGUCGAUGGAGGAGGAAACGUCUUCUUUCACAUGACAGGAUUAAGCAGCAGCCCAAUGAAUUCCAACAACCGUUCAUCAUGGACUGCUGAUUAUUCACUUCCUGCUGGCAUGCAGGGAGCCAGGCAAGAUCAGUUAUUUUUACCCACUUUUCCUAACAUCAUAGAUACCACGAAUCAUUCAAUGGGAAGUAGGAUGUUGUAUGCAACUCAGAAGUUGGGAACUGUAUCUACUGAGUUGAGCAUUGCUUCCACUUCCGAAAGUUUGUCACCUGAGAGUCAGAACAAUAUGCCUUUCUUUCGCAAUGGACUGAUUGGAGAACCUGUCAGCCACGACUCAUCAGAAGAUGCUGCUAAUUCUUUCCUAUUGUUUGGUAAGAUGAUCCAUGUCAAAACUCCUACUAAGAAUUGGUUUGAAUAGAGAAGGGACUCUUGACAAGUAUUUCAAACCCUUCUCUUGACCAUGUUCAAAGUAGUACUUAAUAACCCGGUUGGUGUCUGCUGUGAAGAACUCUCAGGUUUUGCCCCAAUUAGAGAAUUCACAGUUGCAGGUAUUUGGUGUUGGGAGGAAAAUACGCUGGAGGAGAGGAGUUGGAUAUUUUUUUUGUAUUUUGUUAUUUGGUUUGGUUUGGUUUUGGUUUGUUUUGUUUUAAUACUGAUGAGGGCUUAAAACCCAUGGAAGAACUGUCAAUUGGCAACUAAUGGGGGAAAUUUGAAUUUAGAAAGCUUGUAAGUGGAUGCUUGCAUUGAUAGCACAAGAAUGCUUGCUGCUUUUAAUCACUUUCAAUUUUCUGGCAAAUUUGUUUUAUUGCUUUAAGGUGGUGGGCGACCUUAGUUUUACAGGCUUGGUUGGUAUUUGUUUGCAAGGAAUUAGGAAGGCUAAUAUUAUGUCUUCUUCUCUUUAGACUUAUAUC
This is a messenger RNA of Impatiens glandulifera, 2180 nucleotides long. RefSeq names its product auxin response factor 17. The transcript is spliced from 3 exons. Gene Ontology annotation, cellular component: nucleus. The record is from RefSeq and is a predicted model, not a curated record. Bases 11 to 1687 code for a protein of 558 amino acids. Gene Ontology annotation, biological process: response to hormone; regulation of DNA-templated transcription. Lineage: Eukaryota; Viridiplantae; Streptophyta; Magnoliopsida; Ericales; Balsaminaceae. Gene Ontology annotation, molecular function: DNA binding.